AGGCGGGAACGUCCUCUGCUAAGUGGGCGGGGUCUUCCUUCCGUAUUGUCCAAUGAGAACGGUGGCGGGAGGCGUGUCCCAAAGAUGGCCGCCGCCAGUAUACACGUGUGAGGAGCGCUGUGCCGAUUGCGGCUCGUUUCCUGUGCGUCCUGUGGGCAGUUUGCUGCUCAGUUUAUCACCACCACUAUUACCCCACUUGCGUUACGCUGAGGAGGACUGACAUGUUAGAGCCGCUAUGGUAGCCUGAUGUCUUGCGUGCGCAUUGGUAGGCUGCAAGCAAAAAUACGACUGAUGCACAUCCCGUGAAACUGACAAAGGGUGUUCUAGCAGCAAGUCACAGGUCUGAGAGGAGAAAAAUAAAUUUUGCUUCACCAUGGAAGGUCUAGAACAGCAGCUUUCGAAUCUCCACAUAGUGAAACGUUCAUGUAUAAAAGACAGCACAACUUACAUACUUGACAUCGAUGAGUCAAAAUCGGUGGAUGAACAAAACCAUCAGACUGCUGCAGUAUUGUGUUCCAAUAAAUCGAUUAAAUUAUACACAAAGGAAAGGAUGGUCUGUCUCAGAGAAUUUAAUGCACAGCCUGGCGUGCUGAGCGGUGUUCGGUUCUCUCACUCAAAUAACGAUCUGCUGUUCUCUGCAUGCAGUGAUGCUACUGUAAAACUUUGGGACGCUCGAGUGAAUGGUACAGGAGCUGUCCAGGUAUACACCGGCUACCCUUCUAAUGUUUUCAUUAGCUUUGAUAUCAGCUGUAAUGACCUUGUUGUCUGUGCUGGCACCGAGAAAGUAGAAGACGACUCUUUCCUGGUCUUCUGGGAUGCAAGAUAUAGUUCGGACUCCAAAUCUAAAGAACCUCUUGGAGUUUACUCAGAGUCUCACAAUGAUGACAUCACUCAAGUGCGAUUUCAUCCAACCAAUCCAAGCCUGGUGGCAUCUGGUUCCACAGAUGGCCUUGUUAAUGUGUUUGAUCUAAAUAAAGAUAAUGAAGAUGAUGCAUUAGCUACCACUUGCAAUUCAGACUCCUCUGUGAAUGUUAUUGGAUGGGCAGGAAAGGAUUACAAGCAGAUAUAUUGCUUGACGCACGAUGAAGGCUUCAUUUGGUGGGACCUUGCACAGGUGGAUACGGAGGAACCCAUUACUCUCUCGAAAGUGGAGGAUAUGAGGGAAAAAAUUACUGCUUGUAACAUUGAGUAUCUUAUUGGGGGCCUUUACCAUGAAAAAAAGGAUGAAUUGUUACUUGUUGGAGGAUCUCACACCGGCGACAUCAACCUGCUAAGCUGUGAUUCUGAUAAGGUGGCACAUGUGAAAACUCUACACGGUGGCCACUCUGCGACCGUACGUUCAUUCUACUGGAGUGUAGACGACGAAUCUUUGCUAACUGGUGGAGAAGACGCGCAGCUGCUGCUAUGGAAACCGACCGCCAAGGACUCCUCGCCACAAAAGAGAGACACCAUGAAAAUGUCUUCCUCCUUACAGCAGGGUGUACUAGUGCACAAAACCAAAUCCUACUCCUCCAAGAAAAAAAUGACGGGCUGAGUUUUGCGGAAUUUGUUUUCUAAGUGGGCUCUCAUAAUGUUUUAUGUAAAAUGGCGUUGUAUACAGCUUAAAUGGGGCUUCCUGUCUUGAGCGCCAGUUGAGAUGGUUGCAUGGAAAAAGAGGUAGGUACCAUAAAGUGAGAAGUGGCUGCUGCGUAUGUCUCUUGUAGAGAUGCAGCUGACCUGUCCACACAGGUCCCAAUGCAGAAUUGAGUACAAGUUGAUCUUGAUUGCUCUUUCAUCGCUUGCAAUGAACUAUGGGCCUGAUUAAGUGUUGUACACAAACCCAAUGGUUUGUGUACAACACUGAUAGUGGGAGAUGGCUGCAUGCACAGGAGCUGUACUGGGCAACGUAUGUGCAGGUCUUCAUCUGCGACAUCGCUUGCAGCACCCCCAAGCAGCAGCAAGAUAGGCAUUCAAUGGCCCUUUGGGGACAGGGACGGCAACGGUGAGCAGUUUACAAGACAGAGGCGUGUUGUAGUCGUGCCGAAGCCAGGACUGCGUCUUCCAAUGCAGAUUUCCUGGCCCCGGCAGUGUGGAAAACACUGACCAUCCUGCCUAAAUUAGGUAUACUCGGAUGGCCGAUGUUUUCACAGAUGCUGUGUCAUUACAGAAGCAGACAGGAGGCGUAUAUAUGUACAGGACACCACCUCCGGCUUCAGCGUGCAUCCGCAGCAGCCACUGCUACAUGGCGUAUAACUAAGAAUCGGGCCCUGAAUGCGCACUUACAAAAAAAAGCACCUGACAGCAGGUGAUUUUACGCUUCCAUGCAAUGCUGUAUGGUGGCUAGUUCCACUGAUAUGCCUUCCGUAAACGUGGUCUAUGUAUAGUAAUACCCAGCUGUACUUCAGUUGUAAGUGGAGACAUGCUAGAGGUGCAUACUUCUCUGCAUCCCCCUUAGUGGUGUGCACGUGGGGGUAAUUCCAAGUUGAUCGCAGCA
Messenger RNA from Pseudophryne corroboree (corroboree frog), 2473 nucleotides. RefSeq names its product WD repeat domain 89 (gene WDR89). NCBI's taxonomy places the organism in Eukaryota, Metazoa, Chordata, Amphibia, Anura, Myobatrachidae. The record is from RefSeq and is a predicted model, not a curated record. Bases 374 to 1534 code for a protein of 386 amino acids. The transcript is spliced from 3 exons. Gene Ontology annotation, molecular function: protein binding.